This is a messenger RNA of Closterium sp. NIES-67, 1294 nucleotides long. The record is from the annotation of a GenBank genome assembly. NCBI's taxonomy places the organism in Eukaryota, Viridiplantae, Streptophyta, Zygnematophyceae, Desmidiales, Closteriaceae.
AGUCCCAGAUGGACAGCUCCAUCCACUCGCAUUUCCCUCUGUUUCACGACCAUGGCGGGCCACGGGGAUAUGCAUUACCCGCUGCACAAGAGCGUCGCGAACUUCGUCCUCUCCGUGCUGGUCGUCCUGCCGUCGCUCCUCAUCGCGCGCAAGUUCAUCGCCGACGCCAAACACCUUCCGCCCUCCGCAUUCUCCUCGCCCGCUUCACCACCUGACAUCGACCUAACCGCCGUGGCCGCCGCCGCCGCUGACGCUACCGGUGGGGGGAAUCCCGAGUGGUGGUGGCGGGUGGUGGCGUGGGGCGUGCGGCGGCCCAUCGGGUGCGUGUGCGCGCUGUUCGCGCUGAACGUGGACGUGCUGUUCUGGGUCAUCAGCCUGCUGCAACGCUCCACGUGGUUGAUCGACCCGUACUGGACCUUCAUCCCGCCGCUCAUCCUCGAGUUCUACUCCGCGCAUCCCGCCGCCUCCACCUGCGCUCCGCGCGCCCGCCUCGUGCGCGUGGUUCUGCUUCUGUGGAGCGCGCGCCUGACGCACUCGUACCUGCGGCGGGAGCAGUGGCGGUGGGGGUGGCGCGAGGACUGGCGGUUCAGCGACAUGCGCAGGCAGUACGGGCGCCACUGGUGGUGGCUCUCCUUCCCGCUCGUCUACGUCUUCCAGCACGUACUCCUAGUCGGCCUCACUCUGCCUCUCUACGCAGUGCAUGCCUCCGCCUCUCCCUUAUCCCCUCUCGACCUCCUAGCCGCCUCCCUCGCUCUCACAGGCAUCGUCACAGCGGCUGUAGCCGACACUCAGCUCCACGCCUUCAUGACCAACAACGACCGUUUACGAGCAGCCGGUAAGCCGUCGGUUCUGCUGCUGGACUCGGGCAUCUGGCGCUACUCCCGGCACCCAAAUUAUUUCGGCGAGCAGCUUUUCUGGUGGGCGCUGGCGCUCUGGGGCUGGAAUGCUGGGAUGGGGUGGACGGUGGUGGGCACGGUGGUGAAUUCGCUGUGCAUGGUGGCGGUGACAGUGCUGGUGGAGAAGAGGAUGAGGGGCAAGGAGGAGAGGAGAGAGAUGUUUGAGGCGUAUUGCCGGCGGACGUCCAUGUGGGUGCCAUGGUUUGCAGGCAAGCAAGGAAAGGUGGAAUGAUGGAAAUUCCUAAGGAUUGGGCUUCUGUUUAUUUUACGUUAAAAAACGUUAUUCACGCUGACAUACCUAGGACUACCAUUGACUGAUUGGAGUCAAAUUUGAGAUUGUGAAAGCUUGCUUGGGUCACCUUGGCAAAGGCAGCGUGCUUCAUUUCAUAUGGGCUACA